This is a messenger RNA of Impatiens glandulifera, 474 nucleotides long. RefSeq lists its product as uncharacterized. NCBI's taxonomy places the organism in Eukaryota, Viridiplantae, Streptophyta, Magnoliopsida, Ericales, Balsaminaceae. Gene Ontology annotation, molecular function: protein dimerization activity; DNA binding. The record is from RefSeq and is a predicted model, not a curated record. The transcript has a single exon. The coding region runs from base 1 to 474 and encodes 157 amino acids.
AUGGUGAAAGAAGGUGCGAAAGAGAAUACGAUCAAGUGCGAUAAGAAGAAACAGCAAUUGACAAUGAAGAUGGCCAGUAUUAAGAAGAAGAGCAUGGAGCUCUCCUCCCUCUACGACAUCGACGUAUGUUUUCUCAGUUUGGAAGAAAAUGGAAGAAUAGAGUCUUGGCCGGAUAAUUUAAAUCAAGUUAAGCCCAUUCUUGAACGCUACAAAAAAGAAGUUUCAAAGAGGAAGAUGAAGAUGUCCACUACUACUGCAGCAACAGAUCAUGUUCAAACAUCUGGAUUCUCUAAAGCUAGAAUCGGAUCUCUACUUGAUGGGUUGUCUCAGAAGUUUUUGAAAAUAUUCUCGAAUCAAAUUGCAGAAAAAAUAGAGUUGAUUGACAACCAAUUAUCAUCCAAGAAUCAAUCUUUGCCCUUAUUAAACUCGGAAGAGGAGAUGACGACCCUUCACUCCAUGACACGUCUGGUGUAG